AUGUCGAUGCAUGUUUCUUCUAAUAGCUUUUUGUUGGUGUGCAGAGAUAUGACUCGAAGAAACGAUCGAGAAAUUAUUGAUGAUUUGGAGUCAGUAGCUCAAGCAUUGCAGGGUCAGCAGAAUCACCAAGGUGCUAAUGAUGAAUUAUAUGGUCUAGAAAAAUUCAAAGAAACAAUCUUCCGACUUUCAAGGGCAUAUAUGAUCCGGAGGUUCGAUACUCACAUGUUGUCAGAAGAGGGCGAAGACUGGUGGGAUAAUGCACGUCAGAGACUGGAGGCUCUUGAUACUGAAAUUACUUGGGUUGUGUUCGGAGCUUAUUUCCUAGAGAAUUACUUUCCUGAGGAUGUGCGCAGUAAGAAGGAAGUUAAGUUCCUCGAGCUAAAGCAAUGGAAUAUGUCAGUUGUUGAGUAUGCUACUAAGUUCAAAGAAAUGGGUAUUGGGUACCAAGAGAUUCACCAAUUUCCUAUGUUGGUAAAUAAGUGUAAGAUAUAUAAUGACGAGAGCAUGGAUCGUUCUGCUCACUAUAAGAGUCUUAGUGAAAGGAAAGGGAAGAAAUGGUAUCGUAUGAAAUUGUAUAGUGCUCCAGCUGAAAAAGGGAAGCAGAGGGUUUUAGAUGAGAAAAGACCAACUAGGGGAGAGACUCAUAUUGCAAGAGUGAUGGGUCGAAUUGUUAUAACUGCGGCGAAUAGGGUCAUAUUAGUACUGGCUAUCAGAAACCAAAGAAGUAUUUCGUUGAUUGCUAUCAUUGACACGAGUGCAGUGUAUUCCUUUAUUUUGUUUGAUUGUGCUGAGAGGCUGGGUUUGAAAUUAUAUGUUAUGGGUGGGAGUAUGGUUAUUAAUACCCCGACUAAUGGUUCAGUGACUACUUCGUGGGUGUGUUUGAAUUGUCCCCUGACUAUUUAUGGUAAGAGUUUUGGGAUGGACUUAGUAUGUCUUCCAUUGAAUCAAAUCGAUGUUAUCCUUGGAAUGAACUGGUUGGAGUUCAACCAUGUUCAAAUCAACUGUUUCGACAAGUCAUUAUCAUUUCCAAAGUUUGAUGCAAGUGAUGAGUUGUUCGUAUCCGCCAAGCAAGUGGAUGAGUUCAUGAAAGAUGAUGUUGAGGUGUUUAUGAUAAUAGCUUCUAUGAAUGCUGGAAAUAAAGUUGGGAUUGAUUAA
Molecule: messenger RNA, 1155 nt
Organism: Lathyrus oleraceus (garden pea)
Lineage: Eukaryota; Viridiplantae; Streptophyta; Magnoliopsida; Fabales; Fabaceae
Exons: 5
Coding region: 1-1155 (384 amino acids)
Source: RefSeq, a predicted model, not a curated record